This is a messenger RNA of Paramecium sonneborni, 1320 nucleotides long. The record is from the annotation of a GenBank genome assembly. NCBI's taxonomy places the organism in Eukaryota, Ciliophora, Oligohymenophorea, Peniculida, Parameciidae.
AUGUCAAGAGGAUUUCAUGAAGAUUAGUAGUUUAAAAAGGAAUUUUUACAAAUAGUUGAUGCACAUGGUGGAGAGAAUUGUAGACAUUGGACAAAAGUGGCAAGAGUAUAUUUUGAAACAACAGGGAUUUAAGUGAAUUAAACUUAUAAAUUAAGAAAGAGAUGGGAAACAUUAACUGGAUAUAAAGAGAAUUUAAAUGAAGAAUAAGCAAAGAUUUUAUAUGAGACAGGAAUUAAAUGUAGAGGAAAUAAUAAAGGAGGAUUAUAGAAUUUUACAUAAAAAACAGGUGUUAGGUAUUAGAAUAUUAGAUAUAAUAGAAUGUAUUUAGGUAGAUACACAAAGACUAUAUCAAAAUGGUUACGAGGAGCAAUAAAAUUAUUUUAAGAAAUGUAUAUUCAUGAUAAGAAGACAAAGUAUAGAAGAUUAGAUGAAGAUAAUUAUCGGUUAUCAUAUGUUUCAAUUCAUAUCAUGUUAAGAGCAGUAGAUGUUAAUGAUAUAGGAGAUGAUGAUCCAAUAUUCUGGGAAUUAAAAUAAUGUGCAAUUAAAUUAGAAUAAUUAUUAUUAUUACAUGCUAAAAUCCAUAAAGAAUUAGAUAAAAGAGAAAAUUAUGAAAAUUAUGAUAUUUAUAAAAACUUUUUGAGAAGAUGGUAAUUUAGAAGAAUAAUGUUCUUUUUAGAUUAUGUUAAUGAAUUAAAAUAGAUUAGUAUAAGCUAUUAUAAAGAAUUAAUUAUAUUAGCUCAUCCUUUAUUAAAGAAAUCGAUAGAGUUAAAUAAGUAGACUGAAAUUUAUUAGAAAAUUAUUUUAGAAUCAGAUUGGCAAUCUAAAUAUUAAUUAUAUAAUUAAUGUUAAGCUUUAUAAGAGAAUUAAGAAUAUUCAAUGUUAAUUAAAAAGGCAUCUAAGAAAUAAAAAGAUUAAAUAAAUAAAGGUUUAGAAGAAAAGUCGUUAGAUAUAGAAAACAAUAUUAAGAAUGAUAAUAUGUUAUAAGGAUAUGAUGUAGUAUCAAAAUCAGUCCAUAAGGUAUGUAAUAAAAUGGCACAUGCAAGAAUAACUCCAACUGAAAAAUAAAAAUUAAGAACAUUUCGAGGACAUUAUGUUAGACCAGGUUAGAUUAAAUCUAAGGGUUGGACUACAAUAUUAUUUGAUCAUGAUUUACCUUCAAGUUAGGAUGAAAAAGAUAUAGAAGAUCAAUAAAAUUAUAGUAAUUUAAAUAUAAAAGAACUCUCUAGAAUUUAUAAUAAUAAUUUUGAAAAAGAUGUUGGAAAAUUAUAAAGAAAAUAAAGAGAUAAAAAAUAAAAGAAAAAUAAACCAUAUGCAUUUUGA